ACCAGCCAAAUAAACAAAGUUAUCUUAAGUUCUUAACAAAUAUUUAUAAUUUUAUACCUGAUUCCUGAACCUUCUCAGAACCUGAUACGUUGAGGUGAGCAGUUGAGACUUGAGAGAGGCGGAGAGCAGAGAAUCAGAGAGAGGCUGAGGACAGACUGAACAGUGGAGACUGGAGACUAGAGAGAGGCGGAGAGCAGAGACUAGAGACUAGAGAGAAAGGUGAUUCUUGCACAUGGACCUGGAAUUUUCUGAAGUUAAUUUAGCAUGUCUUGGAGGAGAAUCUUUUAUAAGUCUCAUUACUAGAGCUUGGGUCUUUCUCACUAUUCCCUUACAGUUCAUAUAUUCAUGGAUCGUUGGAUUGGAGUUUUGAAGGUCCCAUUGGGCCUUAACAGCGGAUAUUACUAUAGAGUUGCAGCAUCUUUGUGCCUUUCACCUACUACCAAAAACUUAGCUGUGCCUUCUGCAAACGCCAUCUUUUUCAAUGGAGAUCGUAUUGAAGGGACUGGGAACCCAGUGAUUGAGAGGCUGUCUGAUUUACAGAAUAUAGCCGAAAUCCUGGUUUCAAAGUUCGGAGGUUCUAUCAAUGCUUGGGUCAUUGAGGCUUCUGUUUUUAAUGGGCCUUUUGCUGUCUAUAAGGAUUUUAUUCCAUCUGUGAAUCAAUGGGGAGAACCAAAAUCAUAUAGCCCAACUGGAUUCCCAGCUUCUAGGACAAGUGUCUCACUCUUUUCAAAUUGCCUUGAAGAGGUAAAGAAAAUAAUUCUAGGAAGACAGAAGGAGCAAAGGGAGGUAAAGAAAAUAAUUCCAGGAAGACAGAAGGAGCAAAGCCCAGCCAGUAUAUCUGCAUCACAUCCGCCACAACCUAAAACAUUCAUCCUUGGAUUUAGCAAGGGUGGUACUGUGCUUAAUCAGCUAGUUACUGAACUUAGCUUCUCAGAUGUGAAAUUAACUGGAAAUUCACCUCACACUGAAGAACAGUCAACAAGCCACAAGUAUUCCAAUUUCACAGAAGAGAUUAAAAUAAUACCUAAUACAGAAGAAGGCCUUUUAAACAGCAUCACCGAGAUCCAUUAUGUGGAUGUUGGAUUAAAUUCCUCUGGUGCAUAUCUAACUAACCAUGAUGCUUUUGAGAGAAUCUCCAAACGCCUUACACAAGGAGGUAAAGGAAUUCGUUUUGUUCUUCAUGGCACUCCUAGGCAAUGGUGUGACUCUAGGCGAAUUUGGAUACUCAAUGAAAAAGACAAAUUGGUCCGUAUGCUCGAAUCUGUAGCUGAUAGGAGUGGAGGGAAAUUACAGGUCUGCGAGAGAUUUUAUUUUGCUCAAAGGCCUCCUGAUCUACAGAUGCAUUUUGAAAUAAUUGAAAAUAUGGAUGUCAGUUAAGUGCUGUGAAUUUGGUAUCAAAAAUAGAAAACACACUGUAUUAGGUGUGUGAGCACCAUGAUGGUUCUAACUAUGCAGCAUUCUAGUGGAUGUAAUUUUUUUUUUUUUUUUUUUUUUAAAUGUACAAUUUGUAUAUAGUGGUUUCAUUUCCCCCCAUUGUUUGGAUGACAUUAGUUGAUACUGUAAAUAUUGAUGAGUUCCCUUUCUUCAAAA
Molecule: messenger RNA, 1590 nt
Organism: Quercus robur (English oak)
Lineage: Eukaryota; Viridiplantae; Streptophyta; Magnoliopsida; Fagales; Fagaceae
Exons: 4
Coding region: 346-1377 (343 amino acids)
Cellular component (GO): mitochondrion
Source: RefSeq, a predicted model, not a curated record